Messenger RNA from Lontra canadensis (Northern American river otter), 2066 nucleotides. It is a transcript of the gene S1PR5, whose product is annotated as sphingosine-1-phosphate receptor 5. Gene Ontology annotation, cellular component: membrane. The record is from RefSeq and is a predicted model, not a curated record. NCBI's taxonomy places the organism in Eukaryota, Metazoa, Chordata, Mammalia, Carnivora, Mustelidae. Gene Ontology annotation, biological process: G protein-coupled receptor signaling pathway. The coding region runs from base 140 to 1336 and encodes 398 amino acids. The transcript is spliced from 2 exons. Gene Ontology annotation, molecular function: sphingosine-1-phosphate receptor activity.
AGAGGUCCGCGUCGUGGGCCCUCCCCCUCGCCUGCCAGCUCCGGUCCCGCCCCCGGAGCCGCGUCCGCUCACUCUGCUCCGGGCAGAGCAACUGCCGCGGGCGCACGACCAGGGCGCGGGGCCUCGGGGCAAGCGGCCCAUGGAGUCGGGGCUGCUGCGUCCGGCGCCGGUGAGCGAGGUCAUCGUCUUGCAUUACAACUACACGGGCAAGCUUCGUGGCGCGCGCUACCAGCCAGGCGCGGGGCUGCGUGCCGACGCCGUCGUGUGCCUGGCGGUGUGCGCCCUCAUCGUGCUCGAGAACUUGGCGGUGCUGUUCGUGCUGGGGCGCCACCCGCGCUUCCACGCGCCCAUGUUCCUGCUCCUGGGCAGCCUGACGCUGUCCGACCUAAUGGCGGGCGCGGCUUAUGCCGCCAACAUCCUGCUGUCGGGGCCCCUCACGCUGCGCCUGUCGCCCGCGCUCUGGUUCGCCCGUGAAGGUGGCGUCUUCGUGGCGCUCGCCGCGUCCGUGCUGAGCCUCCUGGCCAUCGCGCUCGAGCGCCGCCUCACCAUGGCCCGCCGAGGACCCGCGCCCGCCGCGCGUCGGGGCCGCUCGCUGGCCAUGGCGGCCGCCGCCUGGGGCGUGUCGCUGCUGCUCGGACUGCUGCCGGCGCUCGGCUGGAAUUGUCUGGGCCGCCUGGACACCUGCUCCACCAUCCUGCCGCUCUACGCCAAGGCCUACGUGCUCUUCUGCGUGCUCGCCUUCCUCGGCAUCCUGGCCGCCAUCUGCGCGCUCUACGCGCACAUCUACUGCCAGGUGCGCGCCAACGCGCGGCGCCUUCGGGGACGCCCGGGGACCGCGAGGGGCGCCCCGGGCCGCGCACGCCGCACGCCGCGCUCGCUGGCGCUGUUGCGCACGCUCAGCGUGGUGCUCCUGGCCUUCGUGGCGUGCUGGGGCCCCCUCUUCCUGCUGCUCUUGCUCGACGUGGCGUGCCCCGCGCGCGCCUGCCCCGUGCUCUUGCAGGCCGACCCCUUCCUGGGCCUGGCCAUGGCCAACUCGCUCCUGAACCCCAUCAUUUACACGCUCACCAACCGAGACCUGCGCUUCGCUCUCUUGCGCCUGGUCUGCUGCGGCCGCCGCCCCUGCCACAGAGGGCAGGACGCCUCCCAGGGCUCCGGGAGCCCCGCUGGGGCUUCGGAAGGCCUGAACCGCUGGCUGCCCCCUGGCUUGGAUGGCAGCUCCAGCCGCUCCGAGCGCUCGUCCCCGCAGCGGGACGGGCUGGACACGAGCGUCUCCGCUGGCGGCCCUGGGGCGCCCAUAACCUCCCGGACCCUGGUACCUGCACCGGCCGCCGACUGAUGCCCUUUGGCCUGCCGUUACCCUCCCUCAGGGCCGUUUGGCAGACUUUUUCUUUUUAAAUAAGGAAUUGGUAGGAAAAGCAGCUGAAGAUGGUGGCGGCAGAAGAGACAAAGGGAAACGUGUUUUAUUUAUGCUAAACCUCAGAGCAGUAAGUGAAACACAAAAAUCAGCGGCCCUCGUGGCAUUGACAUCCUGAUGGGGAACACAGGCAAUAACAGAGUGAAGAAAUCAUGGAGGGAAUUGCAGCUACAAUACAGUGAUGCCAUCCAUGGUGGUCAGGGGAUGCUCCGCUGCAGAAGUGUGACAUAUACCGUAAGCUGAGCCGUCAUUGCCCUGGGAACACUUGAAAGAAGAGCGUUGCAGGGUGAGGGAACAGCAGUGCAAAGGUCCUGAGGCCAGAACAUGCCUGUGCCUUCUCAGAAAAGCAAAGAUCUCCUCGUGGCUGGAGCAACAACGGAGGGGGGGUGGUGGGAGGAAACAAAGGCAGGAAUAUGAUGGGGCAGAGUGGGCAGAGCCUUGUGGGCUCCGUGGAGGACUUUGCUUUUACUCUGAGUGAAGUGGGAGGCAGAUGUUGGACUUGAUUUGCUUGAGAUGUUCACAGAUCUCUGUAAGGGGGAAGGUCGAAGCUAGAACAAGGUGAAAGUGCCUGCACUGGCCCAGAGGAGCAACGAUAGGGGCUCAGGCUAUGUGGACAGAAUUACUGAGGAAUUGAGUGUAGGCAUGAGAUAAA